Molecule: messenger RNA, 822 nt
Organism: Macrosiphum euphorbiae (potato aphid)
Lineage: Eukaryota; Metazoa; Arthropoda; Insecta; Hemiptera; Aphididae
Source: the annotation of a GenBank genome assembly
AUGUUUAGCGAUUUACGAUCAAAGGGAAAAAUAAAUUAUUUAAUCACCUAUAAAAUAAGUCAAGAUCAUAUAGAAACUACAUUCAGUGCUAUCAGAAGUAGACUAGGCUACAACAACAAUCCAACAUGCAAACAAUUUAAAGCUGCAUACAAACGCAUAUUAGUGCACAAUGAAAUAGUUGGGUCUGAAUUUGGCAACUGUUCUAUAUUGGAUAACACUAAAAUGUUAACAGUUAAUUCAUGUGUAGAGGAGAAGCAAAUUAAUGAUACUUGUAAACCAGAGGUUCAUCUUUUGGACCAUGAUUACUUUGAAUCUUAUAUGAAUAUUUCAAAAUAUGUUGGGGAUACUUCACAGUAUAUUGCUGGAUUUGUAAUAAAAAAAAUAUUAAAAUCUAUUACUUGUUCUAUGUGUCAAGCUUCAUUAAUCACCAAUAAUUCAAAUUAUAACAGAAACACUUUAAUCAGUAUAAAAAAUCGUGGUAGUUUAAUUUUCCCCAGUAAAAGUGUUGUACUAGUCUGUCAAGAAACAGAAAGAUUAAUUCGAAGCUAUCCACCCACUUAUUUCAACAGUAAUAAAAACAAAUUAUAUUUGUUGGUUAAAAUUAAACAGAAUUUGUACAAAUAUAAUAGAGAACUUUUUUCAAACUGCCCUGAUCAAGAAUCAUUUUUAGAUACACACAAGGACCAAAUUAUAAAGUUAAUUGUUUUUAAAUAUGUAGACAUUCGUGUAUUUCAUGAAGUUCGAAAAGUGAAUGACACAAAUAUAAAAUCAGGCCGUUCUAGAGCUAAAUUUACAAAAAUGGUACUCUUCAAUCAUGAAUAA